UCACUCACUGUGUCCUUCUCACUCUUUCUGCAUAUCUUGACUUGUUUCUGCUUCCCCCAUCUCUCUGUCUGUCUGUCUGUCUGUCUGUCUGUCUGUCUGUCUGUCUCUCUCUCUCUCUCUCUCUCUCUCUCUCUCUCUCUCUCUCUCUCUCUCUCUCUCUCUCUCUCUCUCUCUGUCUCUUUCUCCCUCUUUCUGCAUAUCUUGGCUUGUUUCUGCUUCCCCGGUCUCUCUGUCUGUCUGUCUGUCUGUCUGUCUGUCUGUCUCUCUCUCUCUCUCUCUCUCUCUCUCUCUCUCUCUCUCUCUCUCUCUCUCACUGUCUCUUUCUCCCUCUUUCUGCAGAUCUUGCCCUGUUUCUGCUCCCCCUGCUCUCGCUCGGACUCUACAGCGGAGACAUGGAUUUCUAUGAAACAUCUGGAUCCGAGCUGCAGAAUGAAGCUCACGCUCCAGACCAGAAGUGGGUUGACGUCGCCAAACAGCUGCGGAAUGAAGUUAAAAACGCUCGCGAUGAGCAGUUUCAUAGUGCCAUCGGAGGAACACAGAACACGACUAUUUACGCCUAUAAGGGGAUUAAGAUGCCGAUCCUCAAUGAUUCAGACGGAUGUUUGCGCUCUGAUUUCAAUGCACAAAAAUGUCUGCGCCUUAUCUACACCGGUUUGCGGGUGUACCAGGUUAACAUGCCUCACCUAGAGCAGGACAGCCAGUUUAUAACCAACGUACUGAAUAUUAAAGCGGGGACCUACAGAUUGCUACAUUUAAUUAAAGAAACAGUAAAAGUAAACGAUGAGAAAGUUCCUCAAGUGGAUUUGAGUGAAUUUCCAGAUACAGCAUGGAAUCAGAAUAUAAUCGCACACUCCAUUCUGCACAGCUUCACAGACUUCAUGACCGAAGCCAGCAGAGCGAUUAAUUACAUGAAGAAUAAGAAAUUAAUGAGACAACACCUUAAAGAGGACAAGAAGGUGGACAAGUGGAUCUCAAAACACCAGCAAUGAACUGUCUGAUGUUGCCUCUCAUAUUUAUCUGGUCACAUAUUUAUUUAUUUAUCUAUUUAUUGCAGUAAUACUGUAUGUUUAAAAAUAGUUUUAUAUUUAAAAUUUGGAAGUUGGAAAGAUCAGGGAAUUGAUGCUUAGUGUGAAAACUAAGCUCGUACGUGUUACAUUAACACAUGUGACUGUUUUUAAGAGAUAAAUAAAGCUGGAUCAAAUGCAA
Tachysurus fulvidraco (yellow catfish) is the source of this 1206-nucleotide messenger RNA. RefSeq names its product interleukin 6 (interferon, beta 2) (gene il6). Bases 393 to 989 code for a protein of 198 amino acids. The transcript is spliced from 4 exons. Gene Ontology annotation, molecular function: cytokine activity; interleukin-6 receptor binding. NCBI's taxonomy places the organism in Eukaryota, Metazoa, Chordata, Actinopteri, Siluriformes, Bagridae. Gene Ontology annotation, cellular component: extracellular region. The record is from RefSeq and is a predicted model, not a curated record. Gene Ontology annotation, biological process: T-helper 17 cell lineage commitment; neutrophil differentiation; macrophage differentiation.